Molecule: messenger RNA, 3551 nt
Organism: Mangifera indica (mango)
Lineage: Eukaryota; Viridiplantae; Streptophyta; Magnoliopsida; Sapindales; Anacardiaceae
Product: chloroplastic group IIA intron splicing facilitator CRS1, chloroplastic
Exons: 11
Coding region: 383-2683 (766 amino acids)
Biological process (GO): RNA splicing, via transesterification reactions
Molecular function (GO): mRNA binding
Source: RefSeq, a predicted model, not a curated record
AUGACCACACUUUCCUGCACUCUCUGUCAAAGUCUCUCCUUCUACGGUGCUAUCUCUGUUUCUCAAUCAUCCCUCAGUGCUUUGCUCAUUGUCAUCCAAAUGAGCAAUUCAUUUAGAUAAAUCGUGUUUUUCUGGAUGAUUCGCCAUAGUCCAGACAAAGAUGAAGUCAAUUACGGCAUGACAAUAUGUACAUGAUAUCGGUGUUCAACUUAAUUACUUUUUAUUCCCAAAUAUCCGAUAAAACAGAUAAGUUAAUAUUGGGAAAUUCCAGAUAUUUUUAUCUCACAGAAUUCUGUUCACAUAGGUGGAGUUUGACAUGUGAGCAAACGAACGAUAAUAGCAAAGCGGUGUUGAGUCGUGAAAACUCACCGUCUUCAGACCCAUGCCUUCCACUCUCUUUUUCUCCUUCCAAAUUCGCUCUUAUCCUCCAAUUUCAUCAGCCUUAAACCCGAACCAAACCUCUCCCAGAACCUUCGAACUCAGAAACCCAAAUGUCUCCCUCUCACAACCCAAGGUUCCAGUUAAAGAUCCCACGCCUCCAUGGAUAGUUUCCUCUCCCCUUCACCAAUCGCAUCAAACAAUCGGUCCUUCACCACCCAAAACGAACAAGAAUGUUGAAAAAGUUGACAGGGCUUUAACUGGUAAAGUGAGCGGUGUUAGAGGCAACAAAGCCAUGAAAAAUAUUAUAAGGAAUGUUGAAAACCUUCAAAAAGAGCAAGUUUUGAAUGAUGCCCAGAAAGAUUUUGGUAGGUUUGAGUUCAGGGGACGUUUGGAAAAGGUUGAUAAUGGGGAGGAGGUGACAGAUUUUGGCGGGAAAAUGCCUUGGUUGAAGGACGAUAAGUUUGUGUUGAGGAGGAUGAAGAAAGUGAGGGUGAUGACUAAAGCGGAUAUGUGUCUUCACAAAGAUUUGCUUGAGAGAUUGAGAAUUGAGGCCAAGAAGAUGAGGAAGUGGGUGAAAGUGAAGAAAGCUGGAGUGACUGAGAGUGUUGUUAAUGAUAUUAGGUUGGGUUGGAGAAACAGUGAGCUUGUUAAAGUGAGGUUUGAUUUUCCUUUGUGUCGAAAUAUGGACAGAGCAAGAGAAAUUGUUGAGUUGAAGACUGGAGGUUUGGUUAUUUGGACUUGGAAAGAUUUCCUUGUUAUUUACAGAGGAGAGGAUUAUGAGUUGACUUCAAGAUCUUCUCUGAAGAUGUAUCAAUGCUUUGCUGGUGGUCAAGAAAGACCUUCAUCAAAACUAAGCUGCUUGAAUUUAGAAAAUAAGGUUAAUAUUUCCCGUUUGAUUUCUAACACAAUUGCUGUGGAUGGAAAUGUGUGUGGAAAAGGUGGAGAAGAGGACUAUACGCUGACUAGCAUUUUUAUGGAAGAAAAUUCUAGAUGUCAAUCAAUAGAUAGGUCACUAUAUGAGAGGGAAGGUGAUAGAUUAUUGGAUGGCUUAGGUCCUCGCUUUAUUGACUGGUGGAUGUGGAAGCCACUGCCAGUAGAUGCAGACUUGCUUCCGGAAGUGGUUCCUGGAUUCAGGCCUCCAUUUAGACUUUGUCCACCAGCCGGUAGAUCAAAACUGACAGAUGAUGAAUUGACAUACUUGAGGAAGCUAGCUCACCCUUUACCAACUCAUUUUGUCCUUGGGAGGAACAGAAGACUUCAAGGCUUAGCUGCUGCUAUCUUAAAAUUGUGGGAGAAAAGCCAAAUAGCAAAAAUUGCAGUGAAGUGGGGAAUUCCAAACACUGACAAUGAGCAAAUGGCUGAUGAGCUUAAGUGUCUCACUGGAGGAGUUCUGUUGCUGCGUAAUAAAUUCUAUAUAAUACUUUAUAGGGGCAAGGACUUUCUUCCAAGUAAUGUUGCAAAUUUGAUAGUCGAGAGAGAAGUGGAGCUCAAAAGAUGCCAGCUUCAUGAAGAAGGUGCACGUCUUAAAGCAAUCAAAACUUUCUGUGUGCCAGAUGAACCACUGGGAAGGUCUAGCAAAACAGGAACUUUAUCAGAAUUCCAUGAUAUUCACACUGAAUUUGGAAAUCUGGAAAAGCGUAAUGGAGAGUCUGAAUUUCAAUUUGAAGCGGAAAAAGUAAAAUUAGAGGGGGAACUGAAAAAACAAGAACACAAGCUUUACAUUCUUAACAUCAAGAUACAACGGUCAGCAAAAGCGUUAUCAAAGUUGAAUUCUUUGUGGAAACCCAAUGAGCAGGAUCCAGACCAAGAAUUGAUUACAGAGGAGGAGAGAGAAUGUCUUCGUAAGAUGGGACUAAAGAUGAAUGGUAGCUUGGUGCUUGGCAGACGUGGGGUCUUUGAUGGGGUGAUAGAAGGCCUGCAUCAGCACUGGAAGCACAAAGAAGUUGUGAAGGUGGUUACCUUGCAGAGAUUUUUUGGUCAAGUUAUUUAUACUGCAAAAUCAUUGGUUGCAGAAAGUGGUGGAAUUCUUGUUUCAGUGGACAAGAUAAAAGAAGGCCAUGCCAUCAUUAUCUACCGAGGGAAGAACUAUAGACGUCCUUCAAAGUUAAGGACUGAGAAUCUUUUAACUAAACGAAAAGCGUUAAUGAGAUCUCUUGAAAUGCAGAGACUUGGAUCAUUGAAGUUUUUUGCAUAUCAGAGACUGCGGGUAAUCACAGAUUUGAAAGUGAAACUGGCAGAGCUGCAAGAAAACAGACAAAAAGAAUCUGAAAUUCAUUUAGCUAAUGGAUGUACUAUGUGCUAGAACCUCUUAAAUUGUGAACUCAUUGGAGAAAUGAUGUCGAUGUGCCAUGGAAUGAAAAUUUCGUGGCUGUCCGUUACCUUGGUGUUUUACUAACUGACAUGGAUGGAAUAAAUGUGUCUGAGAUGUUGGGGCAUGCUUGAAAUAUAAACAAGCUUGCCUGUGCAUUAACUUUUGGACCUGAAUUUUGGUUUUAUCUCAAGAGACAAGAAUCAUCUCGGCUAACUACUGCUCAUUUUGUAACCAGUUGCCAGUUAUUCCCAGUCCCAGCUUUUCUUAUUUUCUUCUGGGUUGAGCGGGUGCAGGUGCCUUUGAAUUAACCAAGCUCUGAAACUAAUUCCCUUACAACAAAAGCAUUUAAUCUCCUGAGAUGUCAUAUUUGGAGCUGCAAGCAAGUACUUAAACUUAUCUUCAUUAUAUUGAACUUGAGGAUUGAAGCUUUUGUGCUCUCAAAAUUGAAUGGUCAUGUAAAAUUGUCAGCUAAAUGUUCAGUAUUCUCCUCCCUCUCUAUACCUACAUUCUCCAUGUAAAAAAAAAAGGUCCAAGGUUAUCAUACAUUUCACAUAUUAGUCAGAUCUUUGAACGGUUGUUCCACUGAUGCAAGACAGUGUUGAUGGAGAUGCCUGGGAAGAGUGUUUGGGGAUUUUGGUGGAGAAGACAGAUGAGGUUCUCUUGGGAUUGGCAAGUUUUCUUGCCAGCCAUCCAACAUAUCCAAAACUAUUGUCAUUGAUGGGGUAUGAGAUGGACUGGUUUGAACGCACCACAAACUCACGAAUGUCAUCUUCUUCCUCUGUUGUGAUAAUUCCUGGAAGAUUACAAUCAUUACUUGGUUCAAGAAGGUUAUAAAUCUAAUUAUGGGAAAUAUAUUUCA